This is a messenger RNA of Conger conger (European conger), 1153 nucleotides long. It is a transcript of the gene eif3k, whose product is annotated as eukaryotic translation initiation factor 3, subunit K. Gene Ontology annotation, molecular function: ribosome binding; translation initiation factor activity. Gene Ontology annotation, cellular component: eukaryotic translation initiation factor 3 complex; cytoplasm. Bases 371 to 1033 code for a protein of 220 amino acids. Gene Ontology annotation, biological process: regulation of translational initiation. The transcript is spliced from 8 exons. Lineage: Eukaryota; Metazoa; Chordata; Actinopteri; Anguilliformes; Congridae. The record is from RefSeq and is a predicted model, not a curated record.
GGAUCUAUUUCGCCUUCGCACAGGUCUUCCGAAAUGACGUAGAUAUUUCCGGGAUACAAACAAACGUGUUUGUAACAUAACUAGCGUUAAUUCGUUGAAAACUAUAUCGCGCCAGAGUUUAUAUGUUAUACAUUCAUAAUUAAUGUUUCACUUAGUAGUACUUAUACAAUUAUUUACAGUAUCGUCGCUAGAAGCCAAAGCGAAUAGAGGGCCUGGCUUCACGUGACCCUAUCAUUUUCCGUUCCUUGCGUUUUCUUCCUCCGACCGCUCUUUUGCUAUUCUCCGGGCCCACGUGUGGAUUGUGGUCGAACCGAACCCGUUUGGGCCAGCUGCAAAUCCGAUCAAGCACCAAAACAGAACCAUUGACACCAUGGCUUCGUCGUUCGAGCAGAUGAGGGCGAAUGUGGGAAAACUGCUACGAGGGAUUGACAGGUAUAAUCCGGAGAAUUUAGCCACGUUGGAACGUUACGUUGAAACGCAAGCAAAAGAAAAUGCUUACGAUUUGGAAGCCAAUCUCGCUGUUCUCAAAUUGUACCAGUUCAACCCAGCCUACUUUCAGACAACAGUGACCUCACAGAUUCUGCUCAAGGCCCUGACCAACUUGCCCCACACCGACUUCACUUUGUGCAAGUGUAUGAUUGACCAGACACACCAGCAGGAGGAGCGUCCGAUAAGACAGAUCCUGUACCUGGGCAACCUCCUGGAGACAUGUCACUUCCAGUCCUUCUGGUCGAGCCUGGAGGAGAACAGAGAACUCAUCGAUGGAAUCACAGGGUUUGAGGACUCUGUCCGCAAGUUCAUAUGCCACGUGGUGGGGAUCACCUAUCAGAACAUUGAGCACCGGCUCCUGGCCGAGAUGUUGGGCGAUCCUCUUGACACCCAGGUGAAGGUGUGGAUGAGCAAAUAUGGCUGGACAGAGAGUGAGGAUGGACAGAUCUUCAUCUUCAACCAGGAAGAGAGCGUCAAACCCAAAAACAUUGUGGAGAAGAUCGACUUUGAGAGUGUGUCAAGUAUCAUGGCUACAUCCCAGUGAUCCGCGCAUUAAUUGGUGCACGCAAACAUUCAGAAGACAGGACCUCCAGGCUUUUUACCACCCAUUUCAUUUUCUGUACGGAUACCUUUCACAAUAAACCAUUUAUCUAACACAAAGAAA